This is a messenger RNA of Engraulis encrasicolus (European anchovy), 2107 nucleotides long. It is a transcript of the gene prr5l, whose product is annotated as proline rich 5 like. Gene Ontology annotation, biological process: TORC2 signaling. The record is from RefSeq and is a predicted model, not a curated record. NCBI's taxonomy places the organism in Eukaryota, Metazoa, Chordata, Actinopteri, Clupeiformes, Engraulidae. The coding region runs from base 332 to 1393 and encodes 353 amino acids. Gene Ontology annotation, cellular component: TORC2 complex. The transcript is spliced from 9 exons.
CACACUCGCAUGCGCUUUUCAUGUGCAAUGCUUCACAAAGUUAAGAGCUGUAACGGGACUGGUGUGACACGCAGACUAGUUCUACCUCCAGUGUGCAAAAGUAACGCUCGUCGCUGGAGUAUUCUGGGUUAUUAUCAUCGACUUUCUUUGGGAAAUCUGCGCCAUGUCUCCGAGACGCAUCGCAUGGAUUGCGCUGCCAACGCGCUGAUGUCUCUCUCUGAACUCUGACUGAAGCAUAGUGAAGCGUAAUUGACUCUUCGAAAAGUAGCCCUACUUGUCUGUUAAGUAGCCUAUUUCCGUCCUGUGGUCCGUGCACCUGUGAAUUCAUUUAAUGUUAGACCUACAAGAAGAUUGGGGAAGCAUUACUUGGCGCAAAAGGACUCCCCUUGGCGUGAUGGGUUCGUUUAGGCGUCCGCGCCCCCGCUUCAUGAGUUCGCCUGUGCUGACGGACCUCGCCCGAUUCCACGCCAGCUCGCCCGCACUACAGCUGUCCAACGCCAGCGUGUGGAACAGUGUCCAAUCCGCCGUGAUGAAAGUGUUUCAAGGAGUCAGUUUGCAAGCGAAUGAACUCUUCACCCUCAACGAGAGCAUAAGGUGGCUUUUGAAAACAGAACUUGGCUCUUUCAUCACAGAAUACUUCCAGAAUCAACUUCUGAACAAAGGCCUUAUGUAUAUUCUGGAAAAAAUUCAGUUAUAUGAUGGUGACGAUCAGCUGCUCAUCCUGUCAGAGAUGUGGACCAGGUUCUUCACAGAGACACUUCCCACCCUGCAGGCGAUAUUCUACCCCGUGCAGGGUCAGGAGCUGACGGUCAGGCAGAUGACCUUGCUUGGCUUCAGGGACCAGGUUCUCUUGAAGCUUCACCUGGAGAUGCUGCUGCCCAAAGCUCCUCUGCCCCACCCCGCUGCCAUCACACAGAUGCUGCUCAUACUUCAGGGCGUCCAUGAGCCCAACGGGCCGACUGAGCAGUACUGUCUGCUGGAGAGGCUAGUGGCCGUGGUCAUCUCCCCUUACCUGGGAAACUAUGUCAACUGGAGCAAAAACGGACCUCCUUCAGAGUGCAGCCUGACAUCCUCCUCCAGACCACUGUACGGGCAGCCAGAGAUCAUGAUCACCCAGUUCCUGGCGGACCCUCUGGCCCCCCUGGUGGAGCAGGAUGGCGAGGCCUACCUGGAGAAGGCCGGAGGCAUCCGGCGUCACACGGUCGCCAACGCACACUCGGACAUUCAGCUGCUCAACCAGCAGGCCAACAGGAUGCAUUCUGGGACGGGGGAGAGCGUGUGCAGUAUGACGGGCAAGACCUUCUCCAGCGAGCCCGACAUCCUGGAGUCUCCGGGUGGUGUGUUGUCAAGGCGGCAGAGCUCAUCUGACCUCAUGUGUGCGCCCCCCAGCUAGCACUGGCCCUGGCAAUGCCCCUUAUGCUCCUUGAAAUGCCCCCUCUGAUCUGGGAAUUGUUCUACUGAAACAGGCUGCACAACAAAACACAAUGUUCCUUGACUGACAGUGGAGUGGAGUGGAUGAUUCCCAUCUGUAGGUUUUGCAAGUUUUAUAGAAGGGGAACAUUUCACGCUCCCAGUAUGGACUCAAAUGGGAUUGGUCGAUCGGAAGGUUCUCUAAUCUCCGAGAGACAAGGAGGAUGGGGCACCUCCCCAGCGCAGUCCGUCUGCCCUUCCCUCUCCUUCCUUGCCCUCCGCCAUGAAAGUGCCACUGGCCGGCAGAACUCCAGCAGUCCUGCUGAGUCUCAUCCCGCUGGUCUGCAAAGACUGUUUAGUGUUAACACAGACCUUACACGACCUCUGAGGUGCCAGGGAUUAAGGGUUUUUCAACGUGUCUACUGCAAGUGGAGAGGUUUGUCUUGUCACUUUCUGUUAGUUGCGUCUCUGCAGAAAGUCUUCGUGUUGCACAUUUAAUGAAUUAAUAUGUUUGUUAAUUAAUGAAUUGAUGGAUGAACAGGGGAGAUGAAUUUAAGCAAUUCUGUGCUCAUAACUUAAUAGAAGUGAAGCUUUGGUACAAAAUAUCAAUGUUUAGUACUGUAGAUUUCUAAUGUUUUUAUUUUCAUUAUGUCAAUACAUUUUUCAAUAAAAAUGUUUUCAUGUGAGAGUAAAUGAA